AUGGAGUUCUAUCUCUCAUUUUCGACACUACUAGUAACCACCCUGCUAUUUGUUCUUCCACCAACUUUGAUAUUCUAUUUAUUUGACAAAAACAGAGCUGCAAACACAAAACCACCUCAUGCCAGAGGUGCAUGGCCAAUAAUUGGACACUUGCCCCUUCUAAGUGGAACUGAGCUGCCUCACAAGAUUUUAGGUGAUAUGGCUGAUGAAUAUGGGCCUAUCUUCACCAUCAAGCUUGGGUUUCAGCAAGCUUUGGUGGUAACUAGUGGAGAGAUGGCUAAAGAAUGCUUUACUACUAAUGACAAGGCAUUUGCAAGCCGGCCCAAAGCACAAGCAUAUGAACUGAUGUCAUAUAACUAUGCGGUGCUUGUGUUUACCCCGUAUGGGGAUUAUUGGCGACGACUUCGCAAGACAAUGAUGCUCGAAGUCCUUUGUCAACGACAAGUGGAGAAACUAGAAAGUAUUCGAGUUUCAGAACUUAGAGCAUCUAUAAACAGUAUAUAUGUUGCUUGGGUGAAGAAGAAAGAUAGUAAAAAUCCGGAUUAUAUGGUGAAGUUGGAGAUGAACCAGUGGAUUGGAGAAUUGAUAUUAAAUAUCAUGAUUAGGAUUGUUUCGGGAAAGAGAUUUUCUGCCAAUGAUGAAGAAGGGGUUCGAUUUCAAGAGGUGAUAAGAAAAUACUUUGAAUUAUUGGGAGCAUUUGUUGUGUCUGAUUUUAUUCCUAUUCUCAAGUGUUUGGAUGUGGAUGGGUACAAAAAACCCAUGAAGAAAGUAGCAAAAGAGCUGGACGACAUCUUGGAUGGAUGGUUGAAGGAGAUAAAGAUUAAGAGGAAUUCGGCAAAAGAACAACAACAAGAAGGCGACCAAGUCUUCAUGAACGUGCUCGUAUCCAUUCUUGAACGUUCUUCUGAAGACGACUUCCCUGGUUUCGACCAUGAUACAAUUGUCAAAGCCACAUGUCAUCAAAUUAUAACAGCAGGCUUGGACAUGACGUCUGCGACCCUAACAUGGGCAGUAACAUUGUUACUUAACAACCCUAUAACAUUAGCGGCUGCUCAAGCUGAAAUUGAUGAGCAUGUCGGAAGGGAGAGGCUAGUAGAGGAGGCGGACAUGAAAAAUCUUGUAUACAUUGAAGCCAUCAUCAAAGAAACCAUGCGUUUAUACCCAGCUGCACCUCUUGCAGCACCUCCUGAAUCUAUCAGUGAUUGUAUUUUGGGUGGAUAUACUGUCCCAAAAGGUACUCGUCUGUUAGUAAAUAUUUCAAAGAUUCAUCGUGAUCCCAAUAUUUGGUCAUAUCCUAAAGAAUUUCAGCCAGAGAGAUUCUUGACAAAUCAAAAGCACAUUGAUGACAAAGGACAACAUUUUGAACUUUUCCCUUUUGGUAGCGGUAGAAGAAUGUGCCCCGGUGCUGCCAUGGCAUUCCAAGAGAUGCGUUUUACAUUAGCUAGUUUGAUACAACAAUUUGUGCUCAAAAAGCCAUCACAGGAACCAUACGAUCUGGCUGAAAGUAAUGGAAUUACGAUUUGCAAAAAAACGCCAGUUGAGGUUCUUCUUGCCCCCCGUUUAUCCCAUACUAUGUAUGGUACGAUUAAUGAAUGA
Erigeron canadensis is the source of this 1596-nucleotide messenger RNA. RefSeq names its product cytochrome P450 CYP82D47-like. Gene Ontology annotation, molecular function: heme binding; iron ion binding; oxidoreductase activity, acting on paired donors, with incorporation or reduction of molecular oxygen. Bases 1 to 1596 code for a protein of 531 amino acids. Lineage: Eukaryota; Viridiplantae; Streptophyta; Magnoliopsida; Asterales; Asteraceae. The transcript has 2 exons. The record is from RefSeq and is a predicted model, not a curated record. Gene Ontology annotation, biological process: defense response to other organism.